This is a messenger RNA of Calypte anna (Anna's hummingbird), 8840 nucleotides long. It is a transcript of the gene BRAF, whose product is annotated as B-Raf proto-oncogene, serine/threonine kinase. The coding region runs from base 154 to 2457 and encodes 767 amino acids. The record is from RefSeq and is a predicted model, not a curated record. Lineage: Eukaryota; Metazoa; Chordata; Aves; Apodiformes; Trochilidae. Gene Ontology annotation, molecular function: protein kinase activity; ATP binding. Gene Ontology annotation, cellular component: cytosol; mitochondrion; plasma membrane. Gene Ontology annotation, biological process: signal transduction; protein phosphorylation. The transcript has 19 exons.
UGACGUGCCGGUGGCGCGGGCCGCUGGGAGCUGGCCGGGAUCCGCGCUCACCCCCCUCCCCCCAUUCCCACUACGGGUCGCGGCUGGGGGCGUCCCGGCGGCGGGGACGCGGCUCCCCCCUCCCCCUUUCUCGCCCCAACGCUUCGAUCCAAGAUGGCGGCGCUGAGCAGCGGCAGCAGCGCGGAGGGGGCCUCGCUCUUCAACGGGGACAUGGAGCCCGAGCCGCCGCCGCCGCCCGCACUCGGCGCCUGCUACGCGGGGGGCACCGGCGACCCGGCCAUCCCGGAGGAGGUGUGGAAUAUCAAACAGAUGAUUAAAUUAACACAAGAACACAUAGAGGCACUGCUAGACAAAUUUGGAGGAGAGCAUAACCCACCAUCGAUAUAUUUAGAGGCCUAUGAAGAGUACACCAGCAAACUCGAUGCUCUACAGCAGAGAGAACAGCAGUUACUGGAAUCCAUGGGGAAUGGAACAGAUUUCUCUGUGUCUAGCUCAGCUUCAACAGACACAGUAGCAUCAUCAUCCUCCUCUAGCCUCUCUGUAGCACCUUCAUCCCUUUCAGUUUAUCAGAACCCUGCAGAUAUGUCACGGAAUAACCCCAAGUCUCCACAGAAGCCUAUUGUUAGAGUCUUCCUGCCCAACAAGCAAAGGACUGUGGUUCCAGCAAGAUGUGGGGUAACAGUCCGAGACAGCCUAAAGAAAGCUCUGAUGAUGAGAGGUCUUAUUCCAGAAUGCUGUGCUGUUUACAGAAUACAAGAUGGGGAGAAGAAACCAAUUGGCUGGGACACUGACAUUUCCUGGCUCACAGGGGAGGAGUUGCACGUAGAAGUCUUGGAGAAUGUGCCACUCACAACGCACAAUUUUGUACGAAAAACUUUCUUCACGUUAGCAUUCUGCGACUUCUGUCGAAAGCUGCUUUUCCAGGGAUUCCGGUGCCAGACAUGUGGCUACAAAUUUCACCAGCGCUGUAGUACAGAAGUGCCACUGAUGUGUGUUAAUUAUGACCAGCUUGAUUUGCUGUUUGUCUCCAAAUUCUUUGAACAUCACCCCAUACCACAGGAGGAGGCCUCCUUAGGAGAGACCACCCCAGCAUCUGGAUCGUACCCCUCAGUGCCCCCCUCAGAUUCUGUUGGACCACCAAUUCUCCCUAGUCCUUCUCCUUCAAAAUCCAUUCCAAUCCCACAGCCCCUCCGACCAGCAGAUGAAGACCAUCGAAAUCAAUUUGGGCAACGCGACCGAUCCUCUUCAGCUCCCAAUGUUCACAUCAAUACAAUCGAGCCAGUCAAUAUUGAUGACUUGAUUAGAGACCAAGGUUUACGAGGAGAGGGAGGUUCAACUGCAGGUUUGUCUGCAACACCUCCUGCCUCUUUGCCUGGGUCACUCACCAAUGUGAAAGCAUUACAGAAGUCACCAGGACCCCAACGGGAAAGGAAAUCAUCCUCAUCCUCAGAAGACAGAAAUAGAAUGAAAACCCUUGGUCGACGAGAUUCAAGUGAUGACUGGGAGAUACCAGAUGGACAGAUCACAGUGGGACAAAGGAUAGGAUCUGGAUCAUUUGGAACAGUCUACAAAGGAAAGUGGCAUGGUGAUGUGGCAGUGAAAAUGUUGAAUGUUACAGCACCCACACCUCAACAGCUACAGGCUUUCAAAAAUGAAGUAGGAGUGCUCAGGAAAACACGACAUGUGAAUAUCCUACUUUUCAUGGGUUAUUCAACAAAGCCCCAGUUGGCAAUUGUUACACAAUGGUGUGAGGGGUCCAGUUUAUAUCACCAUCUACACAUCAUUGAGACCAAAUUUGAAAUGAUCAAGCUAAUUGAUAUUGCACGACAGACUGCACAAGGCAUGGAUUAUUUGCAUGCCAAGUCAAUCAUCCACAGAGACCUCAAGAGUAAUAAUAUUUUUCUUCAUGAAGACCUCACAGUAAAAAUAGGUGAUUUUGGUCUAGCUACAGUGAAAUCACGAUGGAGUGGAUCUCAUCAGUUUGAACAGUUGUCUGGAUCUAUUCUAUGGAUGGCACCAGAAGUUAUUAGGAUGCAAGAUAAAAAUCCAUAUAGCUUUCAGUCGGAUGUGUAUGCAUUUGGGAUUGUUCUUUAUGAAUUGAUGACUGGACAGUUACCAUACUCAAACAUCAACAACAGGGACCAGAUAAUUUUCAUGGUGGGACGAGGAUACCUAUCUCCAGACCUCAGCAAAGUACGGAGCAACUGUCCAAAAGCUAUGAAGAGACUAAUGGCAGAAUGCUUAAAAAAGAAAAGAGAUGAGAGACCCCUUUUUCCACAGAUUCUUGCCUCCAUUGAGCUUCUGGCCCGGUCAUUGCCAAAAAUUCACCGCAGUGCAUCUGAGCCCUCAUUAAACCGGGCUGGCUUCCAGACAGAGGAUUUUAGUCUAUAUGCUUGUGCUUCUCCAAAAACACCCAUUCAAGCAGGGGGAUACGGAGAAUUUGCAGCGUUCAAGUAGCCACAGCACCAUGGCAGCACCCACUCUGUUAUUUAAGUCUUGUGUUCCUACAGUUUCUUUACAUCAAAACUCUAUUCUGCUCCACAAAACCUAAAGUAAUUUAGAAAAGAUAUCUGUAAGCUUAAAAGCGGAGCAGAAUGGAACUGCCAGUCCAACACAAUGGGAAAAAAAGUACCUUUUUGGGAACCAGAAUCCUCUGCUGCCAGUGUUUCUCCUUCAACACAAACCACCACGUGCAUUCGGAGACCCGCAGUGGCUGCCUGUGCCCUUGGCAUCAUCCCCAGGAGAGAGGAGAGGGCCCUCGUGGUUUGACUCUGGUGCUCGGGCAUGAGGGGAUGGAGCUGCUGCUGCAACUUAGGAGACUUGCUUUGGAUGGUCUGCCAGUCAGCUUUCUCCCUCUAACAACGUACCAUCAGAGGCUGAAUAUCUGAUGAGUGCUAAUUUAAAAGAAUCCUCCUCCAUUCUGACCUUUUUUUUGUUUUUUUCCGGUGUACUCACUGAUUCAUGGACAAUGCAGUAUCCCCUUUUCACUGUAUCACAAUGUCAGACACCUAAAUCUGUCUAUAUUAUUGGGGUUUAUUCCAGUAAAAUUUAAAGUAUGGUGUGGUAGGAGCUGGAGAUGUUACUCUAAAGGCAAAGAGGUUAAUCUCGAGGAAAAGGGGAUGCUGCUGCACCUUUUUUCACAUUUACUUUAUCACUUCUUCAAAAAACGACAACCAACAACCGUAACCUUUUCCUUUUCCAGUAUUUUCUUGGUGUGUGCAUAUACAACAUCUUUUAGAAGGAUUAGUUAAAUCCUUCUUUUGUUGGUCCAGCAACAAACUGAAGUUUAAAAAAAAAAAUGUAGCGAGAAUGUCCUCUCUUUUUUUUCUUUUGUAUCAUAUGAUACAAUGUAUUUAUCAAAGAUGCUACCACAGCAUCUGAAGUCUGUAGAAUUUGUGAUACAGACUGUGAAUGGUGUAUGUACCUACUUUAAAAGUUUUAUUUUAAACGAGGGUGCAGGUUAGUGCCAGGUACCUUACCAAUAUGUAAUGUUUUCAUAAAUGGGAAAAAAAGUUCUCAGGUUGAAUUGAAUACAAAUACAAAACCCCCUAGAAUUAGACAUUCCGAAAAUUAUGUUUUGGUACUUUGAAGAGCUUUUUUUAAAGGAUUUUUAUCCUGUUAACUAAACGUCCUCUGAUAAGUGUGUGUGUAAAUGUGGAGCAUCUUGUCCUAAUGGCAAGUUGUUAGAUCAAAACAAAACGGUACUUGCUGGAUCCACGCUGACUACUUCUCCUCUCGUUGCUUUCUCUCCCUGUCAUCUCUUCCCCUUACUGUUUGUCUUUCCCUUUUGUACACUUUGCAAACUAGGAUGAAGGUGGCGGUAUCUCCAUUAGAGUGCUUUGUUUUCCUGUCCUCUAAUCCUGGUAUUCAAAUGGUUGGUAGCUUUUUUUGACAAGUUAACUAGUCAGGGAAAAAACAACUCAUAAAAUUCUGCACAUUGUUUACCUCUAGUAGAAUAUCUUGUGAUGUGAUCUGUUUGCAGAGUUCUCUGGUAUGUGGUAUUACGUGUAAAUUAUUUGUACAGAGGCAAGUCAGACCACAUUAGAAAGAAAUUUAAGCUCAGACAGAAGUUUUCAGAUUUUGAUUCUUUUCUGCCGUACCACUCCGGGUGAGGCAGGAGAACCAGCCCCCCUCUAGCAGGGAGGUUCUUGCUGGGGGAAAAUGGGGGAUGUUAACCAAAAUCAUGACAAAUAAAUGAAGGAGUUAAAUGUGUCUGAAUGUGGUGUCUUCGCUGAACACUGGGUGAGGACACUGUCCUUCCCUCUCUAGGAGAGCUGGACUGUUUCUGUCUGCAGAAGAUCACUCCCUGGUGAAGGGAGAAAUGCACACUGGUAGUGGAACAUGCUUAUAAAACCCUGGAGUUCUGCGGUGUUGCUGGUAGCCUGUUAUGUUUGUCAGUAAAUAUUUACUGGGGUUAUAGGGACCGGACUAAUCUGAAGUGGGAAUUAUAACUGAAAUACUGUGUAUUCAUAUUAAUUCCACAAACAUUAGCAAGACAGCAAUAGUGAAUGACUUAAUAGUCACUACAAGAAUGAAGUGAUUCAUGUUGGUACAUGAAUAAAAUUGAUUUUGUGUACAGGAUGCAUUUUAAAAACAAAACAAAAAAAACCAGAAAAAAAAGCACAAAUUUUUUCUUGUCUGCUGUGGGUCUUCAGAUGCUGUAAGGUGUUUUUUCCAUAUUGAAAUUGGCAGGAAUUUAUAUAGUAGCAAUAGCCACUUUACAGUGUGGAGAAGCUAAUGAGUGAGCAGUGGUGUGCAGACUGGUGAAAUCAGAGUUCUCCCUGAGUUCUCCCUGAGCCCAAUAGCUAAGAGGUGGAAGGAGCUGGGGUCAGCAGGCAGGUGAGAGCAUUUACAGACUCCCAAAGGGCCAAGUAGUUGCUGCUCAUUCUCCCUCCUUCCUCUGUAUGGGCUGUGGCCUAAUUUGUACUUGUCAGACAUACUGGAAAUUAAUGUUCUCUUGAAAAAAAUUGUUGUUGGAGCAAGAAUGUACCGGUGGUUCAACAGUCAUUUGUUUCACAGAGCUUGUUGAAAGCCCUUAGUUUCCUUCCAUAAGGUCAUGCUGGCAGAAGAUUGUCUGCUAAAAUAUAACUGUUAGGAAAUUCAUUCUAUCUUUGCUUAAAAUGAACUUAUUUUUGUGAAGUUUCAUUACCCACUAGUCUACAAUAUGCUUCUUGAGCCCAUAGGAAAAGCACAAGGAAAAUUGCUGUCCUUGUCCAUGCAAAGCACUUUAUAAGUAACACAUGAUCUUUGGGGGUUUUUUUAUUGGGGUUUGUUUGUGUGUAGUUUUGUUUUCCUGUUGUUUUUUUUUUUCUUUUUCCCUGAGGAAUGUGCAAGUUGUUUGGCUGCUGUUUAGAGAAGUCCUUUCUAGGAUGCAUUUCUACAGAUUUUCACAUUUGUUUGUUUCCUUCCAGAUAGCUGCAGUAAUGUGUGUUUUUUCUGUGAGAGAUCCUGUCUAAUACUCAUGCAAAGCUUUGGAAGAAGUUAGGUUUGUAAAUAACUGGGAUUUUUUUUUCCAAUCUUUUCCUUCAGGAGUUGUUUGGAUGUCUUGCAUGUCACCAGAAGCAGUCUUAAAGGUGCCCUGUAGAUGUUUAGUGAAUGGGGACAUAAGAGCAGACAAGAGCUGAGUGCCCUGUAUAGCAGUGGGAUGAAGGAAUUAAAACUGAGGUGACCAAUACAUUCAUGUCCACUACACUAAAUUUUUAAGCUUCCCUGUGGUGUCCCAACUGCAAGCACAAUCUGUAGUGUGGAGAGGUUAGUACAUACUUUGUAUGCAGUUGUUGGGCCAAACAUAGAAUCACAAAAUCAUUCUGGUUGGAAACAAACUUUUAAGAUCAUGAAGUCCAACCACUCAACAUCUGGACAGUCAUAUUUCUUUUAGCUCUGCAGUAACUAGUAUCUAAUCAUUAUUUACCAAACUACCAGUAUCCAGUCCCAGCUCUUCAUGUCUUUAUUAAUAACACAUAUACCUUCCCUGCUGCCUUCUUUUUUCUAUACAGUUAGAAGACACUUGUUAUCUGUCAUAUCCUCCUUGUCAGUACAGGUUUGUUUCCUGCACUGUGUUUGUUGGAACUGGAAUAUUGUAAUGGAGCUUAAACCAAACAGUAUAAGCACAGAGGCCUGGUUAUUUUGAAAGUGAUUUCUGCAUGGCCCCAGAUAAAAUUAGCCCAGUCAUUUCUUUUUUUGUUCAACUCAUGCAGGUCAUUAAAUGAAUUAUCUUCUGCUUUUUUAAUGCUUACCUAAAAUCAUCUUUUCUUGUACCCAAAUGCUCUAGUAGAUGAUGAUGCAGAAUGAGGCCAAGUACUGCCAUCUUACCAUGGCCUCUCAACAUCUCUUGGUUUAGUGGUGAUUAAAAUGCAUCCAGCAUUUUGCAAAACAUUUGAGUGAGCCAGAUCCUCAGAAACCUCACAGGCUUGUACCAGUUGAAGUUUUGAUAGUUGGAGGGGCUAAAUUUAGGGAAGCAUGUAGACAUUUCACAUUUUUUGCAGCCUAUAGAUUUCAUUCCCUUCUUGACUGUGAGUGCAGCAUGUGUAGCACAAAGUAUUCAUAGUACUGUAGACAAGAUGUCUUCUGUCUGUUGGAAAAAGUAUCACCAGUAGCACAAUGUGGCAGGCAAAGCUUCUGGGUACAGUCAAGUUCAGUUAAAAAACGAUUGCAUGAGUGAACUGUUGUUACACAGCAUCACUGUGAAGGUGCUGGGUGUUCUGGUUUUCUGUUACACAUUUUACACAAAAGUUUAUAAAAUUAACUUUUUGUUUAUUGCAGCCUUGUUAAUAUGCAUUUGCCCUUGCUAUUUGUUUUGGCAUGCAUUUUAAGUAUCCGUCUUCAUUGCUUCUUACCUAGUAAAUAAAAUAAUCAGAAGAGCAGAGCAAAGUUGUUAACACCUUUUCUUUGCAUUUAAGUUCAAGGAUGCUAACACAGAAGCUUCUAAGUCAGCACCAUGACAGCAGUAAGUAACUAUGAAACUGUGAAAGGAGGAAACUGCAGAAUAUAGAGUACACCAAGAGCAAAAUCAGGUGAAAAAUAGCUUCCCUCUUUUCUUCAGAAGAGAGCUACCAAGACCCUCUCUAGUAAAUGGUUUACAUAGGGAUUCCCCAAAACACUCUUUGCAGUUUGCCAAAUGAUCAUGUGCCUUUGCAACCUUACCAAGUACAACAGAAUGUAAACCAGGUGCUUUGUAACUAGAGCAGUGGCUUUGGUUUACUUCUGAUGCAGUAGUUUUGUAUAUAGCUAUUACUAUACAUAGGUAGCUGGGAGUUGGUAAGCUUCUGUAAAAGGAGGGCAGAGAGCAUUCCCCAAAAUACCUGUGAUGACAGUAAACCUGCUGCUUGAAAUCUGCUCUAUCGAAAGUUAAAUGAGAUUCAUUUAAUUUAAAAAUUAAUAAGCCCUCCUCCCCCUCCAAAGACAAUUUGUUAAAAGAAAGGUAAUGGAAAGGUCUGAAGAGGCCCAAAGUGACACUGUCAUAGCAUCUUGGAAUGAGACAGUAGGUGAGAAAUGAGAACUGGAUGAGAAAUUGAUGGCUAGUACUUGUGUAAUCAAAGCCCACAUAUAUCAGACCAUACAAUUAGUCCCCUGUCCCAGAAAGUGCAAUUAAUUUUAUUUUCUGGAAUAUCAGCAGAUCUCCUUAGUUCUUUCUCCAGCCUCUUGCAGUUUCUCAGCAAUGCAGUUCCUCUUUAGUGAUCACAUCCUGUCAUUGCACAUUAACUGUGGGAGAUGGUAGGUGUCUUGUCAGCUGAGGGUCAACCAGUAUGUUUGAAUUUGAUUUAUUCAAAUUUCAAGCUGGUUACGUAGACUUCUGGCAGUACCUACAUACCAGUGUCAUAUUUAAUCUACUUGUCCGUGAAGGACAAAAUAACAGGUUUUAGUAUUAGUGCUUUUUCAGGUCAUUUCCUUUUCUUCUUUGGGGCAAAACUUUGGUUAUAGUUGUAAAUCAUAAAGUUAUGUCUAAAUGCACAGUUCAUACAAAAUAUCAAAUCCCAUUUUAAUUUGGUUUUGUUCCUUUUAGAAAGCGAAGUGUAAAAAGCGAAGUGUUUUAUUCAUGUUCCAGGAAUUAUCUGGAAUCCUUCUACCUACUCCAAAUUCUGCACUAAAAGUACAUGUGAGAGGAUGGUAUUUUGUCCAGGUUUUGGUUUGGUUUGGGUUUUUUAUAACAAAAUCACAUAGCAAUUGUUUCACUUAAGAGAAGGGAGCUGUUGGAGUUGGUAAACUUCUGUAAAAGGAGGGCAGAGAGCAUUCCCCAAAAUACUUGUGAUUACAGUAAACCUGCUGCUUGAAAUCUGCUCUAUUGAAAGUUAAAUGAGUGUUGGAAACUUGUGGACUCCCUAGGUAUUUCCUUCCUUGCACCACAGCAGCAGUGUGUUCAGCUCAUCCAGCCUCCUUAAGAGCCCACAGUGGCCUGUCUGGUCAUUUUGUCUGGUUUGUCACAUUUGCAGCAGCUGUAUUUUAGAAUAAGUCUUGUGUGACAUUUACUUUUGAGUGAGUAAACCACAAAGAGCUGUUUUCUUUUUGUUUGGGUUUGAAAAAGGGUUUUGUUUUGAUAAAUGUCAUUUUCUGUUGCAUCUGUGUGUUCACCCUAGUUGUAAAGAAAGCCUGUCUGUGUGUUUGGGAGUUGAGUGGAAGUUGAGAAGAAAUGAAGCCCAUCACCUGGGCAGGGAUAAUGGAUCUAGGGGGCAAAAUGGACCAAACUUGGGUGUUGGGUUAUUGAGAGAUGGGGGGGGGGGGUGGUUCUGAGGGCAUAAUUUAAAUUAACUCUGUCUAAAAUAAAAUGUAAGUGCAAUAAAUGUGCUUUUUUUAUUCAAAGCUGUGAACCUUUAGAGAAAAAAUCAACAAAGGAAAAAAAAAAA